This is a messenger RNA of Phasianus colchicus (ring-necked pheasant), 8385 nucleotides long. The record is from RefSeq and is a predicted model, not a curated record. Lineage: Eukaryota; Metazoa; Chordata; Aves; Galliformes; Phasianidae.
UGGGCCGAGGCUGCCCGCCUGGUAGGUGCCGCGCAGCAUUGUGUGAGCGCCGUGUGUGCGCGCCGCCCGCGUCCCGCCGCCGCUUUGUUGGCGGCCGUUGGGGCGUGGGAGGGAGCGCGAGAGGGCGGCAGUGCGUGUGCGACGGAGGAAGUGUGCAAGGGAGCGUGUGCGUGUGCGAGGGAGUGUGCGUGCGUGUGGGGAAGUGCGCGAAGGAGUGCGAGGGGCUGUGUGUGAGUGUGCACGGGAGUGUGUGAGUGAGGGAGCGCGUGUGUGAGGGAGAGUCGGGGAGUGAGGGUGUGUGCGAGGGAGGAAGUGUGUAACGGAGCGCGUGUGUGUGAGAGAGGGAGCGCACGAAGGUGUGAGGGAGUGCGUGAGUGCGAAAGUGUGUGAGUGUGUAAAGGAGGGGGCGUGCAAGGGAGCGUGUGAACGUGAGGCGGUGUGUUCGGCCGUGGGGCUGCCGGUGGGGCUGCGAGGGCUCGAGGGAGGCACUGCCCGUGCGGAGGCGGACGGCAGUGGGUGCGCGGCUCCUGCCGGGCUGUGCGAGGCUGAGCCCGUCCGGCCCUCUGCUCUCCUCCUGUCCCCGUCUGGAGAGGAGAAAUAGUCGCGUCCCUUCGGCAAUGCAUUGGAAAAGUAUCCCAACUCACCAAUGACCGCAAAACAAAUACUGGAAGUCAUUCAGAAAGAAGGGCUAAAAGAAACAAGAAAUGGAACUUCUCCAUUAGCUUGCCUGAAUGCAAUGCUUCAUACUAACACUCGUGUAGGUGAUGGAACAUUCUUCAAAAUCCCUGGGAAGUCAGGACUCUACGCUCUCAAAAAAGAAGAAUCAACAUGCCCUACUGAUGGGACAUUGGAUUUAGGAUGUGAAUCUGAAUUAGAUGGCACUGAAAUGGCUGAGACAAACAAUAAUAAUGGAGAAGAAAAUGGUGUUUGCCCAAAGCAGACAUCUGAAGAAUUGUCUUCCAAUCGUGAUUCGAGCCUUACAAAUGCACCAGUGCAAAGCAAGCUAGUAUCUUCCUUCCAGCAGCACACAAAGAAAGCACUUAAGCAGGCUUUAAGACAACAGCAGAAAAGAAGAAAUGGAGUCUCAAUGAUGGUAAACAAGACUGUUCCUCGUGUUGUUUUGACACCAUUAAAGGUGUCUGAUGAGCAGUCGGAUUCACCUUCAGGAUCUGAAUCUAAAAAUGGUGAAGCAGAUGGUUCUGAUAAAGAGAUGAAACAUGGACAAAAAUCUCCAACUGGAAAACAAACAAGCCAGCACUUAAAGAGGUUAAAAAAAUCUGGUUUAGGACAUUUGAAAUGGACCAAAGCUGAGGAUAUUGACAUAGAAACACCAGGAUCUAUUCUAGUGAACACCAACCUGAGGGCUUUAAUAAAUAAACACACCUUUGCUUCUUUACCUCAGCACUUUCAACAAUACCUCCUGCUUUUGCUUCCAGAAGUAGACAGACAAAUGGGAAGUGAUGGAGUUUUGCGCCUCAGUAGUUCUGCUCUAAACAAUGAAUUCUUUGCGUAUGCAGCACAAGGGUGGAAACAACGUUUGGCAGAAGGAGAAUUUACUCCAGAAAUGCAGUUGCGUAUCAGACAGGAGAUGGAAAAGGAAAAGAAAACAGAGCCUUGGAAAGAAAAAUUCUUUGAAAGGUUUUAUGGUGAAAAAUUGGGAAUGUCGAGAGGGGAAUCUUUGAAACUCACUACAACACAGAACAACGAUGAAGAUGACAGCAAUUCUUUGUGUGGAUCUUCUGGCACACCUGGUUCUUCUAAGCAAGCAACCUUUGAGGAACAUGAACAAAAAGGCACUAAAACUCCAGCACUACCAGAGAAAGAUAACAGUUCAUCUCUUUGUAAUAUGGAGCAGGUUCCUGUCAAGAAUCUAGUGGCAGAGACAGAGGAUAUACUGAUACCUGAGGAAUCAAUCAUUCAGGAGGAGAUUGCUGAAGAGGUUGAGACAAGUAUUUGUGAAUGCCAGGAGGAGAACUACAAAACAGAACAGGAGUUUUCUGAGGAGUCAGAAAGUCCAUCUGGAACAAAUGAAGAAACAGAGGCAGUGCAGCUUGCAGACAAUGCUGAGUCCUGUGUCAUGAUGAAUGAUGUAACUGAUACUGCAUCUCACUUUGAAAUGAAAGUGGAGUUGAAGUCAGAAUGCCCUCAGGAGGAGAUGUCUGUUGUGAUAGAUCAGCUGGAGGAUUGUGUAUCACCAGCACGAUCAGCUUCAUCCGCAAAUUCUGUCAGUGAUACAGCAGAGAAGGAUUCUGAGUCUGCAAAAGAACUAAUUGCUCCAGAAAUGCAAAAUGCUGCUCUGGAGGGCUCUUUGUUCACUGGUGGGGGCAUUGCAGUGGAUAUGGAGCUUCAAAGUGACCCUGAGGAACAAUCAUCUGAGAAUGCUUGUAUUUCUGAGACUUCCUUUUCCUCUGGAAGUCCAGAAGGACCAUGUGUUUGUAUUGCAUCUCCUGGAGGAGACACUCAGUCAACUUCAGAGGAGCCCUGUACCCCAGCAUCUCUUGAAACAGCUUGUUCAUCUGAAGUGUCCAGUACUGAAAACACUGAUGGUGAUAUUCAGCAAAAGGCCACUGAUGAGAACUUGCAUACACCUUUAAUGUCAGAAAUCUCUCCAAUGUCCACCUCACCUGUAACUUCAGAAGCAUCUCUGAUGUCAAAUUUACCUUUAACAUUAGAGGCAUCACCAGUUUCUAAUUUACCUUUAACAUCAGAAACAUCUCCAAUGUCUGAUUUACCUAUAACAUCAGAAACAUCUUCAGUAUCUUCUGUCCUUCUGACUUCUGAAACAUCUGUGGCAAAUAGUUUGCCUCUUCCAUCAGAAACAUCUCCCAUUUCAAAUUCCCCAAGCAAUGAAAGACUUAUUCUGCAACAAAGGAAAUCACCAUGUCUGUCAGAAGAGUCACUCCCUACUUUAAAAGAAGAAAGCUGCACCAUUCCUAAGGUGGUUCAUGAAGAUAAUCUUGUUGUUCAACCAAAGCAACUUCAGAGUGCACCUGAAAAUUUGAAAAUUUUACCUGAUACUUCAGCACUGGAAGAGCCCCAGAGCAAAAGCCUUUGUCAUCAGCCAUGUAAGUCACAUUCUGAAAUUGAGAAAUCCUACGUUUCUUCCAUCCCAGAACACUCCUCCCCUCCAGAGGUGAUCAAAAUUAAAAAUCACAGUAUUCAUCAACGAGGUGAGAAGAAAGGGACUCUCUUGCCUUCAGAGGUAGCUGUCUUACCAGAAGGAUCAAUAGGCAAAAAUAUUGAACUGUUUCCAUCAAAGCAACAUGAAAAGCUAUAUACCUCAUCUCUAGAUAAAUCUUCGUUUUCCGAAGUGUGCAGAAGUAAGUCUCAUAAGCUAACAGGCAGUACCCAAAGUCGACUAGAGAGUUCACAUUCCUCCAAAUCAUUAGAAACCACAAAAUCACCUGAAGUGAGGAAUGAAAGCAGAGACCCAGAGAUUCCAAAGAGGAAAACAGCAGAACAGCACAGUUUUGGAAUCUGCAAAGAGAAGAGAGCUAGGAUAGAUGAUGAUCAGCCUAAUCGUAGUGCUUCGUCAACAAGUCCAUCUGAUAAAGAUCAGCCACUCAGAGAAGAACCCCGAGUUCCACCCCUUAAGAUUCAACUUUCAAAAAUUGGACCACCUUUUAUUAUCAAGAGCCAACCUGUUUCAAAACCAGAACCUCGAGUUUCCGCAAGUACAUCGGUCAGCAGUGGAAGGAACACUGGGGCUAGAACUCUUGCAGAUAUCAAAGCAAGAGCUCAACAAGCACGAGCCCAAAGAGAAGCAGCAGCUGCAGCAGCUGUGGCAGCAGCUGCAAGCAUUGUCUCUGGAGCAAUGGGGACUCCAUGCGAAGGUGGGAAGACAAGAACGCUGGCACACAUCAAGGAGCAAACAAAGGCCAAGCUAUUUGCAAAGCAUCAAGCCAGAGCUCAUUUACUCCAGACUAAUAAAGAAUCAAAGUCACAGUUCAACUCAAAGGAAAGUACCUCAUCUCUAGAAGUAUCAGCGUCUACUGAUACAAAGAUUGAAGGUUCUACCGGUGUCAUUAUAGUUAAUCCUAACUGCAGGUCCCCUAGCAACAAAUCUGUUCAUCACCGUGAGACUACCACUUUAUUACAGCAGUCACUUAACACAGCUACAUUACCAGAAACUGCUACUGAGAUACCUGUGCACAGUUCCGAUGAGAAUAUACCUAUGCCACAAUUGUGUGAGAAAAUUAUUUCAUCUACCUCUACUGAAAGUAACAGUGUGCCAGUGCUUUAUAAUAAAAGUUCAGUCUCUGUGUCUGUUUGCAGCACUGCUAUGUCUGGAGCAAUUAAAGAACUUUCUUUUGCAAGUUCUGUUGAUAAAUCCUCUGUUUUAAUGUCUGUUGACAGUGUGAACACAGCAGUUUCAGCUUGUAAUAUAAAAAUGCUGAAAUCCAUCCAAGGGGCUGAUACUCCAUGCAUAGCCGUUGGACCAAAAUGUAUUGAUAACAGUAACGUACCGGUCUCCAUAGACAGUACAGUCUUAUCAAAUGCCGUCGAUGACAAAAGGUUGCCAAUACCAAGUAGCAAUGCAAAUAAUGCAGUCUCCAGUCAUUAUGCCACUGUGCCAGCUUCAUCCAUUCCAAAUAACUUGCCAAAUCAUCUCUCUGGUAGUUCUGUGUUGAUUCCCCCAGUGGGGACUACCAACAGAUUUUCUUCUGAUAAGAUAGCCAUAACAGGGUGUAAUGAGCAAAGCACUGUCUCCAUCCACACUACCGUCAGGUCAGCUUUAAGUUGCAGUGAGGCUGUUGCAGUAGCAGAUUCUGUCUCAAGGCCACCCAUUUCAAUGUUUACUGGUAACAUGGUGACAAUAAGCUCCUACGAUAAUGCUACUAAAUUAAAUGCUGAUCUCUUAGACAAAAGCUCUGGAGCACGAAACCGAAUGGAUCUCUCGGGUAAAUCUCAGCCAGUGAGCUAUACACAAACUGCCAUGAAUAGAUCUAUACCUUGCAAAGUCAUUGUUGACCACACUACAAAUUUGAAUUCCAGUCUGUCGCUUUCUUCUUCAAUUGAAAAUGCAGAGAACAGCACUGACCUGCAGAGCAGACCUGUACGGACAGAAGCUGCCUUACAAAGUAUAGCCUGUUCUCAGGUGUCUGUAAUAAGCAGGCCUGAAGUAGUCUCUAAUGAAAGCCUUGAGCACAGUUCCAGCUUUAUCAACAUUACAGCAAAGCAAGACAGCAAGAACUUGCAGGCAGGUUGUUCAAGUCUUCGAGAAGUGCCUCUUGCUCCCCAGGAUAAAUUAAUUGAGGUGGUUACUCCCAGCCAAGGUUUUUCUGAGCAGUUAAGAGGUCCUUCAGCAUUUAAAAAUGAAGCAGAUGCUGCCUGUGUCAGUCAGUAUAGCACUAACAAUAGAAUUUGUUGGCAUGAUGAAGAGGCAAUGAGCACAGACCAGCCGGUGGUCAGCCAUCUUAACGCCAGUAAGCAUAAGGAAUAUGCAGAACAAAACUGCUUAAAAAGUGUCAAAACCGAACCUUCCAGUUACACACAAAUGUCAGAGCUGCAGUCCAGGAGUCUUUUGACAAGCCUUGCUGUUCCUGUUAAAUCUGAAACUAAAGAGUCUGACAAGUGCUUCAGGAUGGACACAGAGGAUUUCACAGGUCCUGAAAUGGCAGCCCAGUCCUCAGAAAUAGCCCCAAGCGCUCAGCCAGCGCAGGCCGCCAAGGCACCCAUUGCGGAUUCCAUGGAUGACUCCCUGUCCCUGACAACAGAAACCCUCAAAAGAGUUACGAGUGCUGGGGGCUCAAGCUGUCGCCUCUCGUCAGUGGAGGCCAACAAUCCUUUAGUGACACAAUUACUGCAAGGCAAUCUGCCUUUAGAGAAAGUGCUGCCGCAGCCCAGAUCAGGAGCCAAACUAGAAAUUAGCAGGCUCCCCUUGCCUUUGCAAACUACCUCAGUAUGUAAAACAGCAGUGUCCGAGAGAAAUAUUGUUGAGCAUCCUUCCAGUUCUCCUAACCCAGAUGGUAAAGGAUUUACAGCAGGCGGCAUAGCCCCGCUACAAAUCAGAAAGCGCGAAAACCAUCCAAAAAAGAGGAUGGCCAGGACUAUAGGGGAACACGCUCAAAUUAAAUGCGAGCCUGGGAAGGUGUCAAUGGACAGUGAUGUUAAAGCAACUCCUUGUGUAAUUAGUUCCAGCAUGAACCAGCUAGGGCAUGGGCAGCCAUUUAAACAAGAGUGGCUGAACAAACAUGCAGUUCAGAGCCGCAUCGCUCACAGCCCAGAGAUCAAGCAGCAGAAGAGGCCAUUGCCUUCGUGCAGUUUCCAGCAGAGCUUAUUUCACAUUGAUAAAAAUGGCAGCUUUCACGCAGAAGCUAGUACCUCACAUAGACAGCAUUUUUACCAAAUGUCCAUGGCUGCGAGAGGCCCGAUUCCCACGGCAGCUUUGUUGCAAGCUACAUCAAAAGGCCCACCUGGCUGCAAUGCGUUUACUUUUAGCAGACACCUGGAACAGAAGAACUUGGGAGAUGGGAAUAUUUCUACAGCAGCUCACCAGCUGAGGCUAGGAAGUGUCUUUUCCCCCAGUAUUCAGAUUAAGGAAGGUGAUGACAUUGCCAGUGCCUCUCAGACACUCCAGAGUAAAACCUUAGUGCAUCCUCCCCCUCCACCUCCACCCCUGCCUCCUCUUCCCCCUCCUCACCCAAAUGUAGAUGUCCCCUCUGAUCAAAAACAACCGACAGUUACUAUGGAAACCACAAAAAGACUUAGUUGGCCUCAGCCAGCAAGCAUCUGUAGCAAUAUAAAAUCUGAACCUGUUUCUUUUGAGGAAGGUUUAAGCAGCAGCUGCGAACUGGGCAUGAAACAAGCUUCCUAUGAUCAGAACGAAGUGAAAGAACAGUUAAAAGCAUUUGCAUUAAAGAAUGCAGAUUUCUCUUCCUAUUUACUCACUGAGCCACAGAAGCCUUUUACCCAACUUGCUGCUCCAAAAAUACAGACGCAGCACCUGCAGCCACAGCAGCAGCAGCAGCAACAGCAGCAGCUCUGUGGAAGUUAUCCAACAAUACACUUUGGUAGCACAAGCUUCAAAAGGGCAGCAUCUGCAAUUGAGAAAUCGAUUGGGAUGCUAGGAAGUGGCUCGAACGCUGCCACGGGCCUGUCUAACCAGAACGCGCAGAUGCCGGUUCAGAAAUUUGCUGACAGUAGCAAUGCCGAUGAACUGGAACUGAAAUGCUCUUGCAGGCUGAAAGCCAUGAUCGUGUGCAAAGGCUGUGGCGCCUUCUGUCAUGAUGACUGCAUAGGGCCUUCCAAACUGUGUGUAGCUUGCCUGGUUGUACGGUAGAGACUGGGACAAAGAUGCAGUAUCCCUUGUCAGCGCGGGAGAACAGGGCAGAGGAAUGGAGGGAUGGAACAGUUUAGGCCAUUAACAGUUUGCAAUUAGUUGUUUGGCUGUUUAUUUUUGUUAUUUUUUUUUCCCCCUCAUGGUGCUUUCAGAAUUCAGUUAUUCUGGCCUAAGUGCCAUUUGCAGGAAAGAAGAGAAAACCUGUAGGACUAGUUUUAAAAAAACUGAGAACUUUGCCACCGAAGCUUCUAUGAACAUUCAUGCUGUGUAUAAAAAGAUUUAAAAAAAAAAAGGCAUUUUUGCAUGGCAUUUCUAGCUCCUAUUUAUUUGCACAAAGUGCAGCACAUUUUCCCCCAUUUCUUUAAUUGUUGAUAGAAGCUACAGGUUAAAGAUCAGUGGAAAAUUAACUCUACGAGAAGUGGAGUACUAUGCAGAACUGCACACUGCAUGCCAACUGCCCAUCUCAUGUAAGGCAGUGGGAAGGUGUGCACAUUGGUCAUAGUAGCCUCUCAGUUACUUUGCAGUUUUUCUGCUAAUUGAAUUGUUUUCUUAAAACUUUUACUGUCUAGAGCUAAAAUAUAGUCACCUCACUUAGCAAAAAAUAAGGAAUUUAGAUCAUUAGAGGAGUUUCCUCACGUGCCUGCUGGAGAUUAUAGAAUUGAAAUAUUACUUAUCAUCUCUUCUCUUUGAUUCCUUGAGAAAGACUCAUAUCUGUGAUGGGUUAGUGAGACCAGCACUGGAAUCAUGUUGCCUUCAGUAGAGUCUCGAGAAAGUAACUUCUCUACUGGGGAUUAGAAGCCUCUUUUCCUGUUUCCUACUCAAAUAUUCUUUAUUUGUAUUUGUCUAUCUAAUCUUUCCACUUGGUUCGUCAGUCCCAAAUAUAUAUAGGGUCAGAUGUAUGUAAUAGUUCUGGAUAUUUUAGCCUUUCUGUGGCCUAAAAUUGAUGCAUCCUUAUGAUGAUUCAAUAAGGAAAGAUUCUAAUUGUGUAUUGAUUGAAUAUUAGAUUAUCUGUUAUUUUUCCUUUUAUGUGAGCUACUCAAAAUAACAUCUGAAUUUUGUCACUUAAAGUCAUUCUUAAGCACUACUUUUUUUUUUUUUUUUUU